Messenger RNA from Fraxinus pennsylvanica, 543 nucleotides. NCBI's taxonomy places the organism in Eukaryota, Viridiplantae, Streptophyta, Magnoliopsida, Lamiales, Oleaceae. The record is from the annotation of a GenBank genome assembly.
AUGGCAUGGAGACUCAUUGUUAUGCAUAUCAUGGGAACACGUAUUGCAAGUGUGCUCUAUGUGCAUGCUUCGACAGUUCUGUUACUGCAUGUGCAUUUGAUAGUUCACAAAGUAGCUGGAAUUACACUAGCACUGUUUGGCGGUGUUCGCAAGCACUCAAUGGAUCAGAACAAGGUACCUGUCCGAGGAGAUAUCCAUGUAAUAGUCGUAGGUGAUCCUGGACUGGGUAAAAGUCAACUACUCCAAGCAGCAGCUUCUGUUUCUCCUCGUGGAAUAUAUGUAUGUGGUAACGCAACAACUAAUGCUGGCCUCACAGUCGCCGUGGUUAAGGAUCCUAUGACAAGUGACUAUGCUUUCGAGGCAGUGGAGCAUAAAAUUACUCGAGCAAGUAAUGACUUUGGCAUUGGAGCUGAUAGAGUGAUAUUUGCAUUGCCUGGCAUCAAUGGCACGGAUUAUACCAUGAUAAUAUUUAAUUCUUAUGGUAGUGAGCCUGAGGUAUAUCCUUUUAUGAAGUCUCGGUUGAAAUCAAAGGUUGGCGUUUGA